Molecule: messenger RNA, 2175 nt
Organism: Jatropha curcas
Lineage: Eukaryota; Viridiplantae; Streptophyta; Magnoliopsida; Malpighiales; Euphorbiaceae
Product: pescadillo-like protein
Biological process (GO): ribosome biogenesis; maturation of LSU-rRNA from tricistronic rRNA transcript (SSU-rRNA, 5.8S rRNA, LSU-rRNA)
Cellular component (GO): nucleolus; PeBoW complex
Molecular function (GO): RNA binding
Source: RefSeq, a predicted model, not a curated record
CAACCCUAUAGGCAACAUCACAUAUUGGACCCGAAAUACUUAAACCCUAAAUCCCCGAAGUAUAUUUCCUGUUGCAGGUUGCAGCCUCUCCGCCUCUCUCCGUCUUCUCUGCCACUGCUUUGCUUCUUUCCACCAUGACAAGGAAGAUUAAGCACUACAGACCUCCUGGAAAGAAGAAGGAAGGUAACGCUGCCAGGUUCGUCACCAGGUCACAAGCCGUCAAGCAGCUCCAGUGCAAUCUCACGCUCUUCAGGAAACUAUGCAUUCUGAAAGGUAUUUUCCCCCGGGAGCCAAAGAAGAAGGUCAAAGGAAAUCACCACACUUAUUAUCAUUUGAAGGAUAUUGCAUACCUUCAACAUGAGCCAUUACUAGAGAAGUUUAGAGAAAUAAGAGCUUACCAGAAGAAGAUAAAGAAAGCUUUGGCAAAGAAGGAUAAUGAUCAGGCAAUUCGUCUCCAGACUCGCCAACCUACUCCCAGUUAUGACAAGGUCAUUCUUCAAAGGUAUCCAAAAUUUGUUGAUGCGCUCAGAGACUUGGAUGAUUGUCUGACAUUGGUGCAUCUGUUUGCGGUAUUACCUGCUAUAGAAAGGUUGAAAAUUGAUGUGGAAUGUGUCCAUAAUUGUCGAAGGUUGAGUCAUGAAUGGCAAGCUUAUAUUGUCCGCACACAUAAAUUACGGAAGGUUUUUGUAUCUGUAAAGGGCAUAUAUUAUCAGGCCGAGGUUGAAGGUCAAAAUAUCACAUGGCUGACACCUCAUGCAAUGCAGCAAGUAUUACCAGAUGAUGUCAAUUACAAUGUUAUGUUAACAUUUUUGGAGCUUUACCAGAAUCUUCUUGGCUUUGUCAAUUUUAGGCUUUAUCAUACCAUAAAUGUGGAGUAUCCUCCAAUUCUUGACCCUCAAUUGGAAGCUUUAGCAGAAGGCCUUUAUGCACUUUCAAGGUACAUUGAUGCUCACUCUAGUGUGCCCACAGAAGAACCUAAAGCUUCCAGUUCAUCAUUAUCACAGCAAGUUAGGGCCCAGGUGGAAGGGACAGAAACUGAGGAGUCUGAAAUAAGACUUGCACAACUUCAGCAUCAACUUCCUUCCAAUGAACCUGGUGCGCUAAUGCACCUUGUUCAUGAUGCUAUGGGUGAAGAUGAAGAUGAAGAUGAUCAAGCUACAAAGGAGUGCAAGAAGCUGUUUAGAAAUAUGAAAUUUUUCUUGAGUCGUGAGGUUCCCAGAGAAUCCUUGCUUUUUGUCAUUCCUGCUUUUGGUGGUAUUGUUUCUUGGGAUGGAGAUGGAGCCCCAUUCAAGGAAGCUGACCAGAGCAUUACUCAUCAGAUUGUUGAUAGGCCAACCCAAGGUCAUAAAUACCUUUCAAGAGAAUAUGUUCAACCACAAUGGAUUUUUGAUUGUGUCAAUGCAAGGAUUAUAUUGCCAACUGAGGAUUACUUAGUGGGAAGGAUUCCUCCACCUCACCUAUCACCUUUUGUUGACAAUGAGGCAGAAGGUUAUGUUCCUGACUAUGCAGAGACCAUCAAGCGUUUGCAGGCUGCUGCCAGAAACGAAGUCCUUCCAAUUACAGGCAUGGGAAAGGAAGAUCUAGAAGAUCCUCAAAAUAUGUUGGUUGAAGGUUUUAUCAGUCGAACAGAGGCUAUUGAAGCUGCUGAGAGGAAGCAGAAGAUGGAAGCUCUUGAGAAGCAAUAUCGUGAAGAAUUGAAAGCAGAACUUCAGGGUCAAGAUUAUUCACCAGCAUUGAAGAAAGUUAAGCAGAGCUCUUUUGAGGAGAUGCAGCCUAGAGAAGAGCAUCUUCCUGGUUUGCAGCAGAUUGCUGAGGAUGCUGAAAACAGGGACGUAUUAACUAUGUCUCGUAAAAAGAGAGGCCUUUAUGAAGCUAUUAAGAAAAACAAAGAGCGGAAGAGUUCUCGGGUUAAUAAACUCAAGGAACGGAAGAAAGCUAUUGAAUCUCAGAAAGCUCAGAAAAAUUGAAAUCUCUGAUAUAUUUUCUUGCUUUGAAGUUGUUGGCUUACCAAAUUGUACAACCUUCAUAUAGUUUGUGCCUGGCUAUGUAAACUCGGCAUGUAUUAGGUUGACUUUGCCAAUUGAAGUUGUAAUUGGCGUAAAUUUUGGUAAAUCUACUGUUACUUUUAAGACUGAAUUUGACAUAAUUGAAUUUUCACAUUUUUGUUUUGUGGCA